Bactrocera oleae (olive fruit fly) is the source of this 1549-nucleotide messenger RNA. RefSeq lists its product as uncharacterized. The record is from RefSeq and is a predicted model, not a curated record. Lineage: Eukaryota; Metazoa; Arthropoda; Insecta; Diptera; Tephritidae.
ACUAAUGUUUUAAAAAUAGUAAAAAACAAGCAAUUAAAUUUAUGAUGGGAAAAUUAUAUUACAAAACCACUGAACUUCUUAUUUAAGUCGUGUUCGUGACGUGUAGUUUAUUUUUCAACGCACAAAACGCUUUGCAAUAAACAACACACUUGAAAAAUGGGCAAAGUAAUGAUUAAGACGACAAGACUCACCUAAAUUAGAAACAAACAGUCGAUAUUAAACUCAUCUAAGCCUCAUUUACCUAAAAUUGCCGAACCAACCAAACAUUAUAGCUAUAUAGGAAACCCCCAACACGCGCAUAGAGCAGACAUGAUGUAAAAAACCUACCAACCCGAUUGAGACGAAUCGUCUUCGUAUCUGCAAUUCGUUGAGUUUCACACGUAACCACUUCGUAAUUUAUGCAAAACGAGAGUUCAAGGAAAAUAAAUAAACAAAACUAGUUGACAAGAGCUGGCGUACUUUUAAUUAUCUAUAUAUUUGUUUAGAGAAAAAAAACACGCCUUGAGCACAUGCCAGAGGCCGUUGUAUAAAUCCGCCAGCUCACCCAUGACUCCAAACAGUUCGUUGAACAAAGUCAAAGCGUUAGGAUCGUUUAAAACCGUACGCGUCUAAAAAGAAAAAAUCAAAUCAGCAGACCAACCCAAAGUAACAAAAUACAUGUUAGCAUUGGAAAUUUUUCGAAACCGAUGUCAAUUAAACUUGUGUGUCAAUGAAUAACCGCGCAGAUACCAAAGCGAAGCUACUUAACAACCUAAGUCUUUCUAAACAUUUAUCAUCCAAACAAGGCGGCUCACGUACCACCAAUUGCGGUAAUUGUCUAGAAUUUGCGUUGCUAACGCUGCUACAGAACGUUCCUUGAAUCGAACGCCAUCUAACACUUCCCCAUAGACUGAGCAAUAAGUUCUUCGACUAAGCUCUACAAUUGCUUCUGUUAAUAACCAACCCGGCUCAUACGUUAACACGUCGUUAGUUUUUCUAGUACUUCGUUUUUUAAGUGAAAAGAAAAUUUAGUAAACCACAACAAAAAAAUGGUCCAAAAACAUCGUUCAGUUUCUAAAGCCACCCUCGCCAAGGAUUUGAGCCCGAUGCGCAACAUGACAAUUAACAAGCAGGCCCUCGCCUCGAGUCCCGCCAACGGCAUGGCGCUGAGCUUCGGUGGCCGCUUAUGUGUGCCCUCGGCAACAUCGAGUAGCUGCAACAACGCCGACAAAUGGAAAUACAACAACAUGGUGAACAAUCAACGCGAACAAUUCAACAGUUUGCACUUCUGCUAAGCUGCAGGCAGUGGCCACCGAUAGCGGGCGUCCAAAGUUCUAGUUAGAAAUUUUUGAAAAUGUUACUCGCUAAAGCAGCAAGAUCGGCGUACAUGUUUAGACGCAAAAGGCUUACAAACACACACAUUUAUAUAUAAAUAUAUAUAUAUAUAUUAAUAUAUAUAUGUAAUAUGUAUGUAAUAUAUAUGUAUAUAUAUGACAUACACACAUGUUAAAUACCAUCCAAGUUGUUUCUUAGCAUUCCAAUAAAUUAUAUAUUUUAGAGUUAAACAUUA